AGCGCUUCUCACCCUGUCAGAAGGACUGAACCGGUUUAGCUGUUACACAAGAAGAGAGCAGCGAGCGCCAAGGCUCCGACUGCCUCCCGUUUGCAGACGAGAAGCGGAUGAAAGCCACAGUGCUGUAAAGAAAUGGGCUAGCUAUUCCCCCCGAGGCUGUGAUCUGGAAGCAUUUGGAGGUGCCCGCCAAGACCCUCACUAUGACUGAUGGAGACUAUGACUACCUGAUUAAACUCCUGGCCCUUGGAGACUCAGGAGUAGGGAAGACAACAUUUCUUUACCGCUACACAGACAAUAAAUUCAAUCCCAAAUUCAUCACUACAGUAGGAAUUGAUUUCCGGGAAAAACGUGUGGUUUAUGACACACAAGGAGCAGAUGGAUCUUCAGGGAAAGCCUUUAAGGUACAUCUGCAGCUUUGGGACACUGCUGGACAAGAGCGGUUCCGGAGUCUCACCACCGCCUUCUUCAGAGAUGCCAUGGGCUUCUUACUAAUGUUUGACCUCACCAGUCAACAGAGUUUCUUGAAUGUCAGAAACUGGAUGAGUCAACUGCAGGCAAAUGCUUACUGUGAAAACCCAGAUAUAGUAUUAAUUGGCAACAAGGCAGACCUGCUGGACCAAAGGGAAGUCAACGAGCGACAAGCACGAGAGCUGGCUGAAAAAUAUGGCAUACCGUACUUUGAAACAAGCGCGGCGACAGGACAGAACGUAGAGAAGUCGGUGGAAACCCUUCUGGACUUAAUCAUGAAGAGAAUGGAGAAGUGUGUAGAGAAGACACAGGUUCCGGACACUGUCAACGGUGUGAAUUCUGGGAAGGUCGAUGGGGAGAAACCAGCAGAGAAGAAAUGUGCCUGCUAGACCCUCAGAGGAAGCAGUGAUGGAGAGCUCACCCAAAUCCUAUGCCCCGAAACAAUGACAAACACAGCGUGGUUGUUGAGUAGUCGCUCAUGAGCGAUGGCGUGUCUUUCUCCCCUGACCCCAAUCUAUUUUAACAAACAGAAUGGUCAUAGUGUUAAAAGAACUGUCCUGUGAUCCCAAGUCCCUUCCAAACAAAACUCAAAGCUGCCCCACUGUGAAUGCUCAGUUGUAUUUUUAUAAGGUUGUGUACAUGAAAAAAAAAAGUAUUGGUCAGUUUUAAAUGAAAGCACAUAUUACUGUCAGCCUGGAGAACGGAAGAGGCUAACUAAAUGGAGAUGAUAAAAGGAUGAUUUCUGCUUUCAUCUAUGUAUGCGGAGUAUGACUCAUACAACUUCUAUAUUUGCACUGGGGAAGACAUAUUCCUAAAAAUAGAUACAUAACAAAGAAUUCUCUGUGGCUUAUUAAGAAUGACUGUGUCUGCCCAGUAAGCUAUACCGAGUUAUUGAUGAGGUCGUGGGUGGGUGAAUGGAAGGCUUCUGUAGGAAAUUGUGUGACAGUGCCAUUUUUAUAUCCCUAAUAAAUGUCGGAGAGACAGAACAGGACCUUGAAUGGAAAGGUAUGAGGGAGAUCCCCUGGCAGAAAAUGAAACAUGGGAAUAGGGUGCUUGAGCAAGUUAAAUGAAUAGGGUCUUUGAGAUAAGUCUGAGAAAGAGAGAGAGUUACUUAGACAAAGGCCACUGAAGCAGAUUAGAAGCUAACAUCACCAGCUGGGAUUGGCAAUGUCUUCAGAAGCUCCUAUUCAAAUGAUUCAAACCCUUAACAUCGUUUCUGAUGGUGCCCACGUUCAGAUUUUAUCUUUAUUUUCUAUUGAAAGAGUCACAAGAAAAAAAAUAAAGCAUUUUUAUUGUAUAUAUA
Rattus rattus (black rat) is the source of this 1771-nucleotide messenger RNA. RefSeq names its product RAB27B, member RAS oncogene family (gene Rab27b). Gene Ontology annotation, biological process: melanosome transport; positive regulation of exocytosis. NCBI's taxonomy places the organism in Eukaryota, Metazoa, Chordata, Mammalia, Rodentia, Muridae. The record is from RefSeq and is a predicted model, not a curated record. The transcript has 7 exons. The coding region runs from base 201 to 857 and encodes 218 amino acids. Gene Ontology annotation, cellular component: secretory granule; melanosome. Gene Ontology annotation, molecular function: GTPase activity; GTP binding.